AUGAUGACUGGAACACCGCCGAUUCGUUUUGUGAUGCUGCAUUGGUUUAUUCCUCUUCUAGUUACUGCACCACUUUGGUCUUGUCUUCAGGCCACUUAUACUGUUGACAUAGAGAUUCAGCUAUCAACUGAUGUCAUUGCGGUUGUCAACAUGAUGUCAAUCAUUACUGUCGUGAUAUCAUUCAUAAUAUGUGCAUUCUGCUACAUUCCAGUAAUUCUGUAUAUGAUACGGAAGAAAAUGCCAGUCAACAGAACGAGACGAAAUGAGGUUCGCCUUAGCAUCCAGGUGGCUGGUCUAAUGGUAGCGUUCCUGUUAAUUUUCAUAUACAACAUUGGUAACUACACCCUAAUUCAACUAACCCAAUCUCCGGAUUACGCAGGGCUGAUUGACCUAGCUGGAAAGUGGACAUAUCUUUAUGCAAUUACAAAUGCAUUCUUGUGCUGUGUUCAACCAUGGACGUGCCUGAUUUUGAACAAAGACAUUCAAAUUAGAUUGAAAGGGAUAAUAGGAUGUGGACGAAAGAAAGUGGUUAAUACCAGCAUAUUCGUGUCAUCCGCAUCGGUUCGCUGUAAAGAUGUAACAGGGCGGAAAUGA
This is a messenger RNA of Strongylus vulgaris, 594 nucleotides long. NCBI's taxonomy places the organism in Eukaryota, Metazoa, Nematoda, Chromadorea, Rhabditida, Strongylidae. The record is from the annotation of a GenBank genome assembly.